Molecule: messenger RNA, 1008 nt
Organism: Cordyceps fumosorosea ARSEF 2679
Lineage: Eukaryota; Fungi; Ascomycota; Sordariomycetes; Hypocreales; Cordycipitaceae
Product: DUF1183 domain protein
Exons: 1
Coding region: 1-1008 (335 amino acids)
Biological process (GO): regulation of store-operated calcium entry
Cellular component (GO): endoplasmic reticulum membrane
Source: RefSeq, a predicted model, not a curated record
AUGCACAUCGCCCGUGCCCUCCUCCUCCUCCCUCUCGGCCUCGGCCUCCCCGCCACCGCCGCGGCCAAGCGCCCGCCGCCCUCCGACAAGGCCGUGCUGCUCUCUUCCGUGCAGACGCUCACCGUCCGCGGCGGCGGCGCCAAGACCACCCACCGCCGCGUCCGCGCCAUCCCGCAGCUGCGGUGCGUCUCCCCCGACCGCGCCCUCUGCGCGCUGCACGCCGUCGACCUCAUGCGCUGCACCAACCAAGGGUCCUCCUACGGCGACGAGGACGUCGAGUGGAGCUGCGAGGCCUCGCUGCCGCCGGAGCUCCGGCUCGGCGCCACAGACGUCGUCUGCGAGGGCUACGCGUCCGCAGACGACCCGUACGUGCUCAAGGGCAGCUGCGGCGUCGAGUACACCCUCGCCCUCACGGACCAGGGCGAGCGCCGCUACCCGGAGCUGGCGCGCGGCGGAGGACGUGGGCUGGGUGGCGGUGCGGACGCCUCGGCGUGGCUGUUUGCGCUCGUCUUCGUGGGCGUCUUUGCGUGGAUCGCGUACUCGGCGUGCGUGGCCGGAUCUGGCAACAACAGAAGACAAGGACACACGACUAGACGAUAUGGAGGCGGUGGCGGCGGCGGUGGUGGUGAUGGUCCGGGAGGCGGCGGCGGCUGGGGUCCUCGCAACGAUCUUCCGCCGCCCUAUCCAGGCUCGGACAACAGCUACAAGCCGUCAUCGAGCAGCAGCAGCAGCAGCAGCAGCAGUCAGCAGCAGCAGGGUUGGAGGCCCGGUUUCUGGACCGGUCUCGCCAGCGGCGCCGCCGCUUCCUACCUCGCCGGCGGCCGCAACCGCGACAACAACCGGAACAACUACUCGCCCUGGGGCGGCAACAACUACGGCGCCUCCGGCUCGCGAUGGGGCGGCGGCGACUCCUGGGCUGGCCCCUCGUCGUCUUCCGGCCGCACCCGCGGGGGUGGCUCCGGCGAUAGGCACGAGAGCACCGGCUUCGGCUCGACUAGGCGCAGAUGA